UUCGCCGGGCGUGAGUCCUGAGAGCGAGAGACGCAGUGUGGGCGGGUUAAGAAACUGCGAGAGGGAGGAGAUACCACCCCGUCUCUUUUUCUCACGGCAUCCACCGAAUGCGGGGGCAUUGGUUUCCUCGUAUCUAAUCUUCAGAUUCCAGUUUGGCUCCUUUCCGCAGUUCGAGUCGUCUCGGGAGGCACCGGAGGCCCCAUCCGUUGCGUUCGGUGUGUCGGCGGGCGUCGCGCUGUCAAAGGUGCGAGUGUGUGACGGAUGCUUAGAGGAGACUGAGCGGGGUACCAUCUCACACCUCACGAUGGCCAGAAUGAGUUUUCUCUCCUUUCUCCUCUUUUGCUUGACUUCGGUUGCCCAUGGCAACAAAGCCAAUAAACACAAGCCAUGGAUCGAAACAGAGUACCAAGGGAUCGUCAUGGAAAACGACAACACUGUCCUCCUCAACCCACCUCUGUUCGCCCUGGAUAAAGACGCACCACUGCACUAUGCAGGGGAGAUCUGUGGGUUUAGGGUUCAUAACGGACCAGGUGGUUCUGGUUCGGCACAGUUUGAGGCAGUGGUGUUGGAUCGCUCCACUGGAGAAGGUCUGGUUCGGUCCAAGGAGCCUCUGGACUGUGAAAGCCAGAAGGAGCACAGCUUCACCAUUCAGGCAUAUGACUGCGGUGAAGGUCCUGACGGGACCAACAGCAAGAAGUCUCACAAGGCCACUGUGCACGUUCGUGUAAACGACGUGAACGAGUUCUCUCCUGUCUUUGUGGAGCGUCGGUACGAGGCAUCGGUGCCCGAGGGUCGUCUUUUUGAUCGUAUUGUGCGGGUGGAAGCCGUUGAUGCCGACUGCUCACCUCAGUACAGCCAGAUCUGCUUCUAUGACAUCAUCACACCCAACGUCCCUUUCACCAUUGACAACGAUGGGAACAUAAAGAACACUGAGCCACUGGACUCUAAACGCCAGCGUGUCCACAGUUUCUGGGUGACAGCGUUUGACUGUGGGAAGAAUCGAGCUCAGGCCGAUGCGCAGGUCAUAGUCACAGUAAAACCUUCCUGCAAGCCAGGCUGGAUUGGAUGGACAAAGCGGACUGAGUACACUCCUGGUUCUGGCAGUAUCCCUCUCUUUCCGAACCUGCACUUGGAAGCAUGUGAGGAGACGGUGUGGAACAUCCAGGCUACUGUUGAGCUUCAAACGGGUCAUAUUGGGAAGGGCUGUGAUAGGGACAGCUACUCAGAUCGAUCUGUGCGCAGACUCUGUGGUGCUGUGAGGGGUGAAGUCGACCUCCUUCCACCUCCAUCUCCUGCAACCAAUUGGACCACCGUGCUGCCGACUCUGCCCUCAUCUGAUUCAUCCCUGGUCUUCUCCUUCAAUGGCUCCACCCAUGUUGCUGUAGUACCUGAUUCAGUUGCUUCAGCAGUAUCUGGUGACCACUUCACCCUGCAGCUGUGGAUGCGAAGAGGAGGGGCCAGCACUCAGCCACUAGCCAAUCAGGCGAGGGGAACCCGUAAAGAGGAGGAGACUAUUAUCUGCAGCACUGUAAAGAAUGAUGACUCGUACUCUCACUACUCCUUAUCGGUACAUGGCUGUCGUCUCUCUCUCUUCUAUUGGCCGGAUGUGUCUGCCGCAAGACCUGUCAAAUUCCUUUGGAAACUGGAACAGGUGUGUGAUAGUGAGUGGCAUCACCUGUCCCUUAGUGUGCAGUUCCCCUCUGUUACACUCUACGUGGAUGGCGUGACCUUUGACCCCGCACUCAUCCAUGACAACGGCGCCAUCCCCAACCCAGCACCACACCAGCGGCUGGUCAUCGGAGCAUGCUGGGAGCCAGAAGAGAAACCAAGAGACAUUGUGAACAACACCAUGCUAGAGAGUAAAGAGACAGGGAAGUUUGUCAGUGGUUACAAAGGGCUUUUGUCAGGAGUGACUGUGCGUCCAGGAAAUGUGGAGCCCCACAGUGUGGUGGAGUGUCUGUAUGCUUGUCGAGAAGGGCUUGAUUUCGGAGACCUUGAGACUUUAGGCUCAGGCAUGAAGGUGCAUGUGAACCCUAGCCAGUCUGUGCUGGUGUUAGAAGGAGACGACAUUGAAAGUUUCAACCGUGCUGUUCAGCAGGUGACAUACAGGAACUCUCUACGAUUUGCCACACCUGGUGUCCGUCCACUCAAACUGACCACCUCUCUCAGGUGUUUCAGUGAAGAGAGCUGUCUCUCUCUCAGACAGCUGGAGGGUUAUCUGGUCGUGCUCCAGCCUGACGCCCCUCAGAUCUCUCUCUCUGGGGUGGGACCCCACCUGGCCCGGCCGGCUGCUGAGUUUGAGGGCCCUCAAGGGGUUCCCUUGUUUCCUGAGCUCCGUAUUGUCUGCUCCUUGUCUCAUGCUGUGAACACAGCUGCUCAGGGCAUGGAAGGAGGGGCACUGAUGUCAGAUGCUGUGGCUCAUACUCUGGAUGGGUGUGAAGUCCAGCCCUUGGGGGAGGAGCUAAACCCAGAAAGGGAGGAGCUUCUGAUUGACAUGGAGGCAUUAAAAGAGAGGGGACUGGACAUCAUUAACACAACGGCCUACAUUGCAAUCACUGGAGCGGAGUCUAUCUCUGUGUACGAGGAUGUGUUGCGCUCCAUUCGCUAUCGCUUGGCAAAGGGCUCUGCUCGUUUUGAAAGAAGGUUCCGUCUGUCGUGCUCAGAAAUGAACGGCCGAUACACCAGCAACGAGCUCACGGUGGAGGUGAACUUCCUGCACUCUCUGGACAGUCUGUAUCAUCCGUCUCACCUGCUGGCGUCCCAGCAGCAGUUCCUCCACCCAUCCCAUCACAAUUUGCUUUAA
Molecule: messenger RNA, 2803 nt
Organism: Cyprinus carpio (common carp)
Lineage: Eukaryota; Metazoa; Chordata; Actinopteri; Cypriniformes; Cyprinidae
Product: calsyntenin-3
Biological process (GO): positive regulation of synapse assembly; homophilic cell-cell adhesion; positive regulation of synaptic transmission
Cellular component (GO): postsynaptic membrane; cell surface
Molecular function (GO): amyloid-beta binding; calcium ion binding; X11-like protein binding
Source: RefSeq, a predicted model, not a curated record